GGGGGCGGGGGUGGAGAGCGGGGGAGCGGCGCGGGAGGCCCCUCCCCCUGCUCGGCUCCGGGCUGAUACCGAGAGCCGCUGGACUUUCAGCGCCCAGGAGGGAGAUGUGGCCGCCGCUCGGGCUCCUUGCAGGUUUCUAGCCAGCAUAAUGCUGGAGCAAGAGGCCGGAGGCCCGCAGUUUUCAGGAUGGCCGAGUGGGACGCCGAUUUGGAGCACAUCAUUCCGUCUUCUCUUCUUCCUCCUCUCUGGGCUAAGUUACUUGUGGGAUUUGUUUCCCUCGUGUGUUUUGCACGUAGCUACGAUGGAGACUUUGUCUUUGACGACUCUGAAGCGAUUAUUAACAAUAAGGACCUCCGAGCAGAAACGCCCCUCGGGGACCUGUGGCAUCAUGACUUCUGGGGCAAUCGGCUGAGCAGCAACACCAGUCACAAGUCCUACCGACCCCUCACCGUGCUGACUUUCAGGCUGAACUACUAUUUGUCAGGAGGCUUCCACCCCAUGAGUUUCCACGUGGUCAACAUCCUCCUGCACGGCGGCAUCUCCAUCCUCUUGGUGGACGUCUUCUCCGUGCUGUUUGGGGGCCUGCAGUACACGAGUAAGGGCCGGAGGCUAAACCUGGCCCCUAGGUCGUCCCUGCUGGCUGCCCUGCUGUUUGCUGUGCACCCGGUGCACACCGAGUGUGUUGCUGCUGUUGUCGGCUGUGCAGACCUCCUGGCUGCCCUGUUUUUUCUGUUAUCUUUCCUUGGCUACUGUAAAGCACUUAGAGAAACUAACAAGGAGGGGACGCAUUCCACGUUCUGGGUGUUGCUCAGUAUCCUUCUGGGAGCAGUGGCCAUGCUGUGCAAGGAGCAAGGGAUCACCGUGCUGGGUUUGAAUGCCGUCUUUGACAUCUUGGUGAUAGGCAAAUUAAAUGUUCUGGAAAUGGUCCGGAAGGUACUACAUAAGGACAGAUCAUUAGAGAACGCUGGCGUGCUCAGGUCUGAGGGCCUCCUCUUCAGAAUGAGUCUCCUGGCCUUGGGGGGAUCCGGGGUGCUCUACGUGCGCUGGAAGAUCAUGGGCACUGGCCCUCCGUCCUUCACCGAAGUCGACAAUCCUGCCUCCUUCGCCAGUAGCGUGCUGGUCAGGGCCAUAAACUAUAAUUACUACUAUUCCUUGAAUGCCUGGUUGCUGCUGUGCCCCUGGUGGCUGUGUUUUGAUUGGUCAAUGGGCUGCAUCCCCCUCAUUAAGUCAGUCGGGGACUGGAGGGUAAUUGCUCUGGCAGCACUCUGGUUCUGCCUAAUUGGCCUGAUAUGCCAAGCCCUGUGCUCUGAAGACAGCCACAAGAGACGGAUCCUCACGCUGGGCCUGGGAUUUCUCAUCAUCCCAUUUCUUCCUGCGAGUAACCUGUUCUUCCGAGUGGGCUUCGUGGUGGCAGAGAGGGUCCUGUACCUCCCCAGCGCUGGGUACUGCAUGCUGCUGACUUUCGGGUGUGGAGUUCUUAGUAAACAUACUAAGAAAAAGAAACUGAUUGCCGCUUUCGUCCUGGGAAUUUUAUGCAUAAACACGCUGAGAUGCGUGAUCCGCAGCGGCCAGUGGCGGAAUGAGGAACAGCUUUUCAGAAGCGCCCUGUCUGUGUGUCCUCUCAAUGCCAAGGUUCACUACAAUGUGGGCAAAAACCUGGCUGAUAACGGCAAUCAGACAGCUGCCAUUAGAUACUACCGGGAAGCUGUGAGAUUAAAUCCGAAGUACGUUCACGCCAUGAAUAAUCUGGGGAACAUCUUAAAGGAAAGGAACGAGCUCCAGGAAGCAGAGGAGCUGCUGUCUUUGGCUGUACAGAUACAGCCAGACUUCGCUGCCGCCUGGAUGAAUUUAGGCAUCGUGCAAAACAGCCUGAAACGGUUCCAGGCUGCCGAGCAAAGUUACCGGACGGCGAUCAAGCACAGGAGGAAGUACCCGGAUUGUUACUACAACCUUGGGCGUUUGUAUGCAGAUCUCAACCGUCACGUCGACGCGCUGAACGCCUGGAGGAACGCUACCGUGCUGAAGCCGGGGCACAGCCUGGCCUGGAACAAUAUGCUCAUCCUCCUUGACAACACAGGUGUGGAGAAGCGAUUCGGUAAUUUAGCCGAAGCUGAAGCUGUUGGAAGACAGGCACUGGAAUUAAUACCUAAUGACCACUCUCUGAUGUUCUCCUUGGCAAACGUGCUGGGAAAGUCCCAGAAGUACAAGGAAUCUGAAGCUUUAUUCCUCAAAGCAAUUAAAGCUCAUCCAAAUGCUGCAAGUUACCAUGGCAAUUUGGCUGUGCUUUAUCACCGUUGGGGACAGCUAGACUUGGCCAAGAAACACUAUGAGAUCUCUCUGCGGCUUGACCCAAAGGCAUCAGGAACUAAGGAGAAUUAUGAUCUUCUAAGAAGAAAGCUGGAACAAAUGCAAAAGAGAAACGUCUGAGCCUUUUUCCUUCAUUUUUUGAGUUUGUGUGUGUGUGCAUGAGGCAGAUCAUGUGCUUACGUUUAACCAUUUAAAAGUCUUACGUGUUGUUUAUUUUAUCAUUUUUUUCUAUGAAAACAAAGACAUGCAAAAAGAUCACAGCACCAGCAAUAUACUCUUGAACGCUUGAUGUGGUUUUUGCAUUGAAAUUGUAUUUUUUCAGACAACUCAAACAUAAAUUCUAAAAUUCCAAGGAUGAAGUCUUUUUUAAUUAAAAAGAAAAAAAAGAAAAAAUUUAUCUUGAGCAACUUACAGCAGAAUUAAACGUGCAUUUGGGAUGUGAGUCGUGUUGUUGUAAAGACUCAUAGUAUUAAACAUGGAUUGUGAACAAGAAGUGACAAACUGACUCCUACAAGUUAUAUAAAUAUCUAAUGUGUCUGUAUAUUAGAAUUUUUAUUUAAUGACAAGAAAGAGUAAAUUAAGAUUUUUUUUUAAUCUUUCUUUUUUCCAAACAAUGUGCUAUGAACAUCAUUUGUAAGGAAGUAUUUAUUUGUAUUUUUUUUGAAUGGGGCAAAUAAUUGAAUGAAAAAUGGAAAUUUUAGCAUCUAGUGUAUUCACACUUUUUCCGUAGGAAGAAAUUCACUCCUGCAAUAUUUUUUGGAUUCUUCAACUUGUGCUGUUUCAUAACAUAGGAAAUUAUGUAGUAUCCUACAUAAACUGUCACUAUUAAUAGAAAAUUAAAGCCAUGCUUUAGGCAAAAGUAGGCAGCCUGAUGUCUUUAUUUUUGUUACAUCCAGUAUUAAGAGGGCUACAUACCUCUAUGUAAGUUGUUUUUUUGUGUUUUUUGACUGGAAAGCAGUUUUCCAUUUAGCUUCAUGGAACCAGAGUCAUUACUAUAUCCAAAAAAUGCAAGAGGUAAAUUUUCUCCCAAAAGGAACCGCAUUUGGGGAGUUUGUGAUAUUUUUAAGAAUUGGAUUAUCUUGUUUUAUUGGGUCAGAAUAAUCAUGUUCGUUUUGUUUUAUUCUCCUAUAUAUGCUGUUGACCUAAUGAUUUAUGCAAUCUCUGUCAUAUGCAGUAAAAUUAUUACAGAAACCGGU
Molecule: messenger RNA, 3503 nt
Organism: Kogia breviceps (pygmy sperm whale)
Lineage: Eukaryota; Metazoa; Chordata; Mammalia; Artiodactyla; Physeteridae
Source: RefSeq, a predicted model, not a curated record